Molecule: messenger RNA, 1890 nt
Organism: Sitophilus oryzae (rice weevil)
Lineage: Eukaryota; Metazoa; Arthropoda; Insecta; Coleoptera; Curculionidae
Gene: PIG-T
Product: GPI transamidase component PIG-T
Exons: 3
Coding region: 25-1842 (605 amino acids)
Biological process (GO): attachment of GPI anchor to protein
Cellular component (GO): GPI-anchor transamidase complex
Source: RefSeq, a predicted model, not a curated record
ACAGGGGACCAACUAGCGUCUACAAUGUCUACAUUCUACAUCCCACUAGUCUUUUCGGGCACCCAAGUUAUUAAAGAGAUACGGAAGUGGGUUUAUAGAGAAUUAUCAGAAAAAAAUCGAUUUUAUGAUGAUAGUAUAUUGAUCACAAUGAAAAUUGUUUUAAUCCUCUGCUUCUUAGUUAAGAUUCAGCUUGUAUUGUGUUAUGGAAAUGAUACUUUCACUGAAGAAUUACUGAUAAAGCCCUUAUUUAGUGAUCAAGUAUAUGCUCAUUUUCAGUUUGCUGUUACAUGGGAUAAAGAUCCUACGAUUAAAAAAUACCAUCACACUCAUUUGUUCCCUCGAGCUUUGGGUGAAAUUAUAGAAAGACACAAUAUUCAUGAGCUUCAUAUUAGUUUAACUGGUGGUUUGUGGAGAUACGAGAGUUGGGGGUAUCCAGUGGUAGAUGCUGCUCCAGGUGCUGAAGUAUGGGCUUGGUUCAAACCAGAUACUGUAGAUAUAGAUCAAAAUUGGAAAUUACUUGCAAACACUUUAUCUGGUUUACUAUGUUCUUCAUUUAACUUUAUUGACGUUUCUAAUAGCAUUAGUCCUGAGUUUUCCUUUAGACCAAGAGGUUCUACCGAUUGGACUACUGUUAAUAGCACCUGGUUAAGGUAUGCAAGUUUGCCCCGAGAAAUUGUGUGUACAGAAAAUUUAACACCUUUUAAAAAGUUAUUACCCUGCGAUUCAAAAUUAGGAUUAGCAUCAUUGCUUAAUUCAGGGUUCAUACAUAAUACUAAAUAUCAUUCUAUUGCUUUACAUUUACGACCAAUAUGUAGAACAGAAACUUGUGAGUCAGUUUCACUGGAAUUACAGUUAUCAGUAUCUUUAGUAUAUGAUUAUGCUAUAUUAGGAACAAGGAAUUGGUCAUUUAAAAAACUCUUUGGUCAGGGUUUAGAGGGAAAAUGCCCUCUUUCAUCCAGAAGUAAUAUAUAUGUUGACUUAUCGACUUCUGAUAGCAAGAAGUUUGAUUUAACUCCAACUCCAGAUGAAGUUGUUACAUCAAUUAGAGGUGGAUUUGUUAAUAAAUAUGCAUUAUAUCAUAUUUCACCCAAUUUUUUAAGUAUUAGUGGAAGAUAUGAAGAUGAUAAUGAGAUAUUUGUUAAAAAACCUCCUUCUUUGUAUGCUAAUCAGUAUUUAAUUGGUUAUGGGCAAGAAAGGGGAGGCAUUGUAUCAAAAAUAUAUAACAAUCACUGGUCAGCUUUGGAAGUAGUUCUUCUUCAAAGCAUUGCCUGGUAUGUUCCAGUAUACCUUCAUACAUUAAAAAUUGUGUCAAAUGGUGAAAUACUUAAACCAACAAUCUUAAAAUACAUUCCAGGAAAGCAAAGAGAAAGGCCUUACUAUAUUGAAAUGGUUUUAAAUUUACCCCCACUGUCAGAAACUUUAAUUUCUGUAGAUUUCGAUUAUAUAUUUUUAAAAUGGCAAGAAUACCCACCAGAUGCUAAUCAUGGGUUUUACAUAGGCUCAGCAGUUGUAUCAAGUUAUUUGCCACUAGCCAAAAAUUUCACUGGUUUACCACAGGAUUCCUCCACAAUUUAUAGUUCAUUUAAUGCUUCAAGAAGUGGAUAUUUAGUACAAGUGCGUACAGAAAAUAUGGUUAUUACAUUACCUACUCCUGAUUUUAGCAUGCCAUAUAAUGUGAUUUGUUUAACUUGUACCGUAGUUGCCUUAGCAUUUGGUCCAUUACAUAAUAUUACCACAAAAAGGUUAAUUCUGAAGAAAAAAUGUGAAACCACUCUUGUACAAAAAUUAAAACUUAAAUUUGAAACAAUUAGAAAACAACUUGUGAAAUCAAAAAGUGAUUAACUGUAUGUAUUAUAGAAUUAAAAUGUAAUAAAUGUGUCUUUUUUGUUA